GUAACAUACUUUCUUAUACACUAAUAACCUGUACAUUUUUCGUAAUUAUUUCAUUGCUAUUGAAAUGGGCAACGCCGAAAAUGGAAAGUCAUUAUUUAUGAAAUACUGUUCAACCUGUCAUACGUUCGAUAAAGAUGGCAAACAUAAAAUAGGUCCUAAUCUUUUUGGGGUCGUAGGCAGAUCAUGUGCCACCAAGCCUGGAUUCUCGUAUACGGAACAUAUGAAAAAGAAAGCUUGUACAUGGGACGAAGAUACUUUGAACAUUUAUUUGGAGAAUCCGAAGAAAUUUGUACCAGGCACAAAAAUGGUAUUCGGUGGCAUAAAGAAAAGUGAAGAGCGAGCAGACGUAAUAGCAUUUUUAAAGACAUUAAAAUAAAGCAAGGACUUUCAAAGAACGUGGUUACUUACUGCAAUCGGAUAUUUGUAUAAAUAUGUAUCAUGAUUAUUUAUGACUUGAUAGUUACUUACUUGAAU
Molecule: messenger RNA, 474 nt
Organism: Vespula vulgaris
Lineage: Eukaryota; Metazoa; Arthropoda; Insecta; Hymenoptera; Vespidae
Product: cytochrome c-1-like
Exons: 2
Coding region: 65-376 (103 amino acids)
Molecular function (GO): heme binding; electron transfer activity
Source: RefSeq, a predicted model, not a curated record